GGAAUGGCAGAACUUUCGAGGCAUUCGAUAUAUCGUGAGUUUCAAAUUUAAUGCAUAUAACGGAAUAUUUUUUCCUCGUAUUAAAGGUUAGUGUAACAUGAAAAAUAAAAUACCGGGUACCCCUUUGCAUGGUGUCUUUAUAUUAUUUCUAAAUUUUCAACAAGGACGUAAUUUCGAAGUUGUUGCAUGGAAAUGCGAAAUGUCAAUAACGAAAUACAUGACGCAUUACCAAAGGCUUAGGAAAUCGGAGUAAUAGUGCUAAGUAAUAGGUAAAUAGAAUCAGCGCUUAUUCGCUCGAGAAUGCCCACGAACAUACACCUAAAAUACAAUAGUAAGCAAUAACUAACUGUAAGAUGAAUAAAAUUUAUUGUCACAACACUUCAGUGGAGAAAAAAAGAAAGCACAGACAACGGCAAUCUUUAUGUAAACGGAAAAUGUGACACAUAGUUUCCCAAUCUCAAGGCUGAAAGCGAACACUCAUUAUCGAAUGCCUUAAAAAAAGGAUUUAUACCUAGUGUUCUAUGCAUAUUAUUUCACACUGUUUAUUAAACAGAGCUACAUUGGCUUCAACACUUGCGGUAAUCGAAGAGCAGUGCGAUGUGUCGAUUUCUCCAUGGUACAUUUAUGGAGCAGAACUUAGCAUUGAGAAUACAUCUUUUGUUCAUAACCAGUAAGCACAGAGUAGGCCUCGUGAUAAAUAAGCUAAUAACAAUGCGGCGGUGUAAAUAUUUACCUCUAAUGGAUCACUGGAGGUAGGUCGCGAUUACGCAUGUAAGUCCACCGCAUUAUUUUUUAGAAUGAGUAGGUAUUUGCAAACUGAGAGCAGUGGAGCUAGAACGCUUCUUUUGUUUUAACAUGCUGUUUCGCUAUUACUUGCGCUCAACUUAGAAUAUUUUAGAGCACCCUCCUCCUUCGUUUCAAGGAGGUUCUGUGAAGGUGCUUUCUCCAGGGCGAUGACUUAAUUGCCAGGGAAACGCUCUAUCUGCACUUUUACUGCGUUUGGUGUCUAUGUGCUUCCGCGAAUAAGAACCAAGAAUUGUAGACACCGAUAGAUAAAUCGACCUCUUCUCUUCGGGGCCAUAUGAUAUAGAUAGAGCUUUUCGCUUUAAGAUGCAGGCACUCCGGCAUGUUUGCGUAGAUAGCUGUAUUUGCAGGACGGGCGGACAGCAGCGACGGUUCCAGAGACGUCGCCCUUCGUCGUGCAGUACUCUCCAACGCCGGUAUCUGGAGUUGAGCGAGCUGCAGUGUACUGGCAAGUUCAAGAAUACAGUCAAAUUUCAAGUUCCGCAAGGUCGAGGACCAGGUUAAGUCUUUCUAGGACGGCGAAGGUGUUCAGCGGAAGAAUUGAAUGGAAGUGAAGGUUCUGUGCUGACUACAAUUAAGCUGGGUUUUUAAAGAAUGCUUUGCAAGCAUCAAUAAGUCAAACUUUUUGCUAAGGUUGUCAGAAGGCGGAUGGGAUCUUUGAUACUUGUCGAAGCUUCCAAGUUUGAGAACAUUAAUUAGCACAAGCAUUUCAGUCCUCAUACAAAGUCCAACGUGUUCGCAGUAAGUCAAGGGCAUAACUUCUAAAGGGAAGAACGACUCGGAAUACAAUGAAAUGUGAAUAAAUGCUGCUCAUACCCGAACAAGAUUUUUACGGCGAGUCAAACAUACGACGAAAACGAAAGAAGGAAGAUACAAGAAAACGAGAGUGAAAGGAAGCUAAUGUUUUCUGGAAGACAGCACACAACCUUUGGGAAUAUUAUUAGUAAGUCAAGCGGUGUUAGUUCCGAGUAAUUCGCUGGCCUAAGGCUGGUAUUUGAAGCUGUCCACAGGAACAUCGUCGCUUGAAUACACGGAAACAGUGGCCGUGAAAGUAAUUUGCAGAAAAUGCUGCGCCAAGCUUUAAGAUAGGCGCAAGGAAGUGGUCGUUGGUGAUCCUGUGUGUUUUGAAAUUGCGUAAGCAAGUACAAGAAACAUAAAAGCGAGAUUUAAAUACGAUUCGCCUGUCCUGGAACUGAGAAUUGGGUAGCAGAAAGUGCACACUUACUAAGCACGAGUAUUUCGUCAGAAUAUAGACGCGAAUGUACUGCCUCAUUGGUCAGUAAUCCCCGACACCCGUGGUGCGAAGAUAACUGAAGCACAUGCGACAGAACUUCCGUAAUACGAGAGAUAGUUGCUACAUUACGUCAACUAGGGCACCAGCGCAACGCUGCUUAAAAAAAACUGAAGGGAAAGGAGGAAGAAAAACAAGAUGGCGGCGCACACCUUUGUGGCAUUGGACUAUGUGGUGCUCGUGUCCUUUCUCCUGCUGUCGGCGGGAAUCGGCGUGUUCUUCGCCUGGCACGACCGCCGUGGGAAUUCCAACCGACGGUUCCUGACAGCCAACAAGCAGAUGAACUGGCUGCCGGUGUCCCUCUCCAUGACAGCCAGUUUCCUGUCGGCCGCUUCGGUCCUCGGUCUGCCUUCAGAGGUGUUCGUGCGUGGUUCAACUUUCGGGCUUGGUGUCAUAUCUACCACUCUAGCGAUCCUCAUGGCUGCGUUUAUCUUCAUGCCGAUGUACUACAAGAUGGACAUCACCAGUAUUAACGAGUAUCUGGAGAAAAGGUUCACUUCACGGGUCAUCAGGAAGAUAGGGUCCAUACUUUUCAUCGUGCACACGCUGCUCUACCUGGGCGUUGCAUUAUACGGUCCGUCACUUGCCCUCGGGUCUGUGACCGGUUUCCCGGUAUGGUCUUCCAUACUCUUGAAUGGCGCCGUCUGCACAUUCUAUACGUCAAUAGGCGGUAUUAAAGCAGUGGUGUGGACUGACGUCGUCCAAGUGGUCCUCAUAUAUGUCGCCUACAUCAUGGUUAUUGCAACUGGUCUGCACCACUUAGGAGGCUUCGGCGCUAUGUGGCAGAUUGCAAGCGAUGGAGGCCGCCUAAUAUUCAAUAACUUCAGCGUAAGCCCAUACGAGACCUACACGGUGUGGACCAUGGUUUUUGGCUGGACCAUCACCUGGAUGGGCAUGUACUGCGCCAAUCAGACGCAGGCUCAGCGCUACUCGAGCAUAGGAUCACUGAGGGGUGCCCGCAAGGCUCUCAUGCUAAACAUUCCGGGCAUGGCACUCAAUGUAACGAUGGCCGUGUUGUCGGGGCUGACCCUGUAUGCCGUGUACGGCAGCUGCGAUCCCAGGCUCACGGGUGACAUCCGCAAGGCAGACCAGCUCGUGCCGUACAUAGUACAAGACAAGCUCCAUGAGUACCCCGGCCUGAGCGGUUUGCUGGCUGCUGCUGUCUACAGCAGCUCUCUCAGCACGCUCUCAUCCGGAUACAACUCUCUAGCGGCUGUGACGUGGGAGGACUUCCUGCGGCCUGCGAUAAAAACUUCUGAAGCAUCUGCUUUGCGGAUAACAAAAUUGACGGCUGCUACCUACGGACUUCUUUCGAUAUCAAUUGCAUUCCUCGUUGGAACUAUGGGAUCCAUUGUGCAGGCUGCCUCAUCCCUGUCAGGUGCGCUGUGUGGUCCAAUGGUGGCCAUCUUCGUCUUGGGCUUCCUUUUUCCCUGUUGCAAGAAAAAGGGUGCCAUCGCUGGAACGGUGGUGGCGAUAAUAAUCUCUAGUUGGAUGUCACUUGGAUCAAUUGUAUACCCGCGGAAACCGUAUACUCUGCCCACGACCACAACGGGCUGCGCGGAUUUUAACGAGACCAUCAUAUCCGGAUCAUACGAACCACCUCCACAUCCAAGCGGGAUCUACCAGUUUUACCACAUAUCUUUCAUGUGGGUCGCCUUCGUUGGAUUCGUCGUCCACGUGGUAGUCUCAUUGGCCGUAAGCCUAGCCUUCGAAUGGAAUGAGUCGGAGUAUGUAGAUCCAAUGUACGUAUGCCCUCUCGUCCGGAAGUAUAUGCGGAAGAACCUGAGCCAACGAAAUACGAGAGGCGACAAUGUCAAGGAAGUCGUGCCAGCGAAUCCAGCGGCCGCGAUGGAAAUUAAAGCCUUGAUCUUGGAGCACAAGGAACGUGAUUAACCACAGUGCAGAGGAGAGUUUAUCAUCAAAAGACACAUAUCCUCUCUAUUAAUGGCGACAAGCAGGAUAGACAGCACGCUGACUUCUAGUCAAAAGGCAUUUGUGUCAACAAUAGCCUGUAAUAUUUCUCUUGCUCUGCUUUGAUUAUUCAAGAAACAUAGGCCGAAUUUUCCAGGCUGUAGGAACACAUAUGAAGGAAAAAUAUGCCGUCUACCUUGGUGUAGCUGAAGAACAUUCGUAAUUUGAGGAAAUACAAAGAGAACUACGCAGUUAUAUAAUGGCCCUGUCCACGGUAUCGAAUGAUGAAGACCAAACAUUUCAUGCUUGUCACGCUGACAAACGCGCCCGUUAGAAUACUAGGAAAAGCCUGGUUCGCAUCACAUACUAGUAAACCAUAAGUUCCCGGAAUGUUUAGAACAAAGGAGUUUGGAAAAUUCAGGAAGGUGAAAAAAGCGAAACGGAACGAUGAGAUCUUCACGGGAACAAAAUGUAGCCAUAGGGUAACUUGGGGCCCUAUAACGUAAAACUAUUCCAAUAUGUUUCUAUUCCAAUCUCCUGACGUCAAAUUUGCGUAACCACCGACGCAAGCACCGGGCGGUCACCCGCAGGGUUGUGUGAACACACCAAUAAAACGCUCUCCUCGUUCAUAGGAGGUCACUUUUGUUUGCUUCAAAAACGAAUAACAUUGCCGACAUUGAGCGGCUUGGCGUAUCUAAUUGGCUGACAAGAGGCGAGGAGAACGCUCAAGUGGAGAGGGAUUCGAUGGGGCAGAGCCAGUGCACUGAAAAUUGAUAACUGGAUGAAGAGGGUGGUGGCGGCGUCUGCGGUUGGUCGGCUUUCCCUUACUUAGCUUGCGGUGGCUGGUCGAAAAAUCGCGGCGGCAUGCAACGGAAGCUUAAGAAUGACGCUAAAGCAAAGAAGAGUUGGCAGAAUGAGGUGGUAAACGUGCCGAAAAUGCUCGAAAACGUUACACGGUCACGCAAGAAGCAUUAUUAUGCGCAAAUACACCCAUCCUCUCCGGCAGGCGCGAGUAGCCAGCGCCUGAGCGGUCGGCGGCAGCCAUCUUAUAUUCCUUUCAGAACGGGGCAGCCUGCGGCUAUUCAGAAGAAAAUUGAGUUUUGUUCGGCAUAUUAAUGCAUCUCUAAUGCGUACACGUGACUUUGACGCGGUGAGUUUUUGCGGUUUUGUGACGUCGCGUAACAGGCAGGUGAAGUUGGUGCAGCCCGAAAACUUUUGACCAAUAGCCGGGGGCUAAUGGCGAAAAGGCGUCGAAUCAGAAAUAACAGUUUUUCUUUUUUCUGUGAAAUCAUGCAUAAUCAGUGUGUACACAUCAUGUCAGAUGGGGAGGUAUCGUGACGUCGCUUGACAGACAAGUGAAGUGGGGUUGGUCGAAAAAAGUUUUUGACCAAUCGUGGAGCGCUGAUAGCAGAAUUGGAAUAGAAAAGGUUGGAAUAGUUUUACGUUAUAGCGCCCUUGGUUAAGGCUACGACAAAAAAUAUAUACGAUGACUAACUGACACGAGGGCAAAACAGCUUUUGUACGCGACAAAACAUCUUUUUCUUCCGUUAUCUCUAUCUACAAACGAUGGUAUCUUUUGCGGCGGCUGGUGGGGCAGUGAGGGGAACACAGGGAAACACGUGUGCCGGACAGUCAUUUUCUUUGAUUUAACGGAUGCGUUUGACUCUGAAGGAAGAUGUAUUUCAAAAUGUUGCUGUAUUAUAUUGUUACCGGGUGUUUCAAGUUAGUUGAUUAAAAUGUAUUUAUAUUCAUGGCCGCAAUUUGUGUCGUUCAAUAAAGUUGACUCCCAAAUACA
This is a messenger RNA of Dermacentor andersoni, 5801 nucleotides long. RefSeq names its product sodium-coupled monocarboxylate transporter 1-like. The record is from RefSeq and is a predicted model, not a curated record. NCBI's taxonomy places the organism in Eukaryota, Metazoa, Arthropoda, Arachnida, Ixodida, Ixodidae. Gene Ontology annotation, molecular function: symporter activity. Gene Ontology annotation, cellular component: membrane. Gene Ontology annotation, biological process: transmembrane transport; sodium ion transport.